Rhizophagus irregularis DAOM 181602=DAOM 197198 is the source of this 1443-nucleotide messenger RNA. RefSeq lists its product as uncharacterized. The record is from RefSeq and is a predicted model, not a curated record. Lineage: Eukaryota; Fungi; Glomeromycota; Glomeromycetes; Glomerales; Glomeraceae.
CAGAGUGACAAAAAAAUCUUUAUAUAACCUAAUAUAUCAUCUGACAUUUUUUUAUUAACAUGAAUAAACUAAACCAACUUUUCACUACGGACCAUGAUAUUUUUACUUUCAAUACAACUAAAGAACUAAGUUAUAAAAAGAGGUAAUGGAUAGCUAUCGCAGACCAAGAGAUGUUGUCUUUCCUACACCUAGUCCUGUUCCAGAAUAUAUACGCAAAGCAACUAUAAGGAGAAUAAUACAACAACAGCAACAGGAGAGAAUAGGGAGAGACAACAAUACUUCUGAGAACAGUUCACAAAAUAAUAAUAAUAAUAAUAUUGUAAACUUACAACAAGAAGAAAAUGUGGACAAGACUGUUACAACAACAAAAACAUCUACUAUAAGUUCAGAGAUUAAUGGUAUAGAUCAUAGUAAAAAGAUAAAUGGACACUUUAGUGCUCGAGAAAUAAAUAAUAGUGAGAAUAACCAGAAAAUGUCAAUAGAUCAUGAGGAUGAUGAAUCUGAGAAGGAAUCAUCAAAUUCCAAUGAAAACAUAUCAAAUAAUAAGGACAAUAAUGAAUCUACGCAGGAAAUAAUAUCAUCUUCGCAAGAUCAAGAAUCAUCAAAUAAAGAACCAAUAAAUCCUGAGCCACCACCCAAGCCACCGGAUGAUGGAAAUGGAGAGUCUAGUAAUAAUAAAAAAGAUUCUGGAAAGUCUAUAUUGAAAGGCCAAAAUGAUGAUAAGGAAGAGGAAGAAGAAGAAGAAAGUAGUGAUGAUUCUUUACCAGAUGAAGAAACUCUUGUAAAUAAACUGGAGGAAUUAACGGCAAAGAAAAAACAAUUAUGGCAACAGUUACGUGAUGCGAAAGCAAAACAAGCCAAAAAGGAACAGGCUGUCACAAAUAAUGAAUCAAUAAAUAAUAAUUUGCGAGAGGAAACAUCGACAAAUUAUAAUACUGGGAUGCACGAUCAACCGUAUAGAGUAGAUAGGCAUAACAUACAACCUCCUAGUUAUAUACCACCAACCCGCGAUCAUUAUGAUUCCAACUAUCUAUCUCCAUAUCAUCAUCAUGAAGAUGAUUUUACCGCAUUUCAUCAUCAAUUACCAUUUGGAAUAAAACGUAUGAAUGAACAAACCCCACCGACUCUUGGGCAAAUGAAUAAAAGGAUGCGACAUCCACCAAACGGAAUGCAUUAUGAGAUGAAUCAUGGUACUCCUAGUAUGUAUGGUCUACCGCCAACUGGACCGAGUGCGAUGACAGGAAACGGAAUGAUGGGACGAGGAAGGGAUGAUCCAUACCCAUAUUAUCAUAGGAAUGAAUUCAGACCACCUCCUCCUACUGCACCAUAUUUAGAUAGAUACGGUCGUGGAUCAAUAAAUAAUAUACAGCGGCGAUUGUCUGGAAAUCCACCAAACAGACUUGCUAGACCACCUGAUCGUUCACGUAGAUAUUAAGUAUUAAC